AGUAGCCUGUCUGACCAUGUGAACCAGCAGUCUGGAUGGCCAGUUGAUCCUGCUAGUGGUUGAUCAUGCUAGUGGACAACUAGACUAUAGCAGGUCUACUGAAGAACGAGAGGACUGAGUUGGAAUAAUAACGUGGAGGAGAUAGGAGAAAGACAUGGCAAACCUACUAUCUGGGAUACUCUUCUGUCUGUUGGUAGGACUCUCUCUCCAGGACAAUGAGAAGAAACUCAAUACAAAAAGAACGGUCCCAGAUGUGUUGAAACCAAAGACGUUCAAAGGCAGGGGAUACCAGUCCAACUGUACAGCUGAGACAGGGCCCCCCAGCCUGGUCCCUCUGUCCCCUGGGCUGGAUGUGAGGCUGGAGGACCCUGCAGCAGCCUACACCACGGGGCUCCUCAGCACCAGGCUCAUCCCCUCAGCCUAUCUCCUGGCCAUGACAGUGGGCAUCCCCUCUAACGCUUUCAUCCUGGCCUUCCUGAGGCUCCGGGCCAGGUCCUACUCCAUGGCUGUCCUCUACCUGAGCCUGGCCCUCUCCGACCUGCUCCUCCUGCUCUCCCUGGCCCUCCGCAUCCACUACCACCUCAACGGAAACAACUGGGUGUUCGGCGAGGUGGCCUGUCGCAUCGUCACCGCCUGUUUCUACUGCAACGUCUACUGCUCUGCCCACACCAUCGCAUGCAUCAGCCUCAAGCGCUACCUGGCCGUGGUGAGGCCCUUCCUCUACAGUCGGCUGUCCAAGAAGGCCUGGACGCUGGGGGCAAGCCUGGGCAUGUGGGGCCUGUUUGGAGCAGCUGUGGUACCAGAGCUCCUGGUGAGGCAGAGCUUCUUGCUGCCCCGUAUGGGCCUCAUCACGUGCCAUGACAUACUGCCCCUGGAGGAGGAUUCCCAUGCCCUGCUGGUGCCCUACAGGCUGACACUGGUCUGCUUAGGGUUCCUCGUGCCAUUUGUGACCUGUGCCUGGACCCAUGUGGCGGUGGUGUGGCACCUGGGUCGCUCAGGCCUUGACUGGACACCCUUCAUCAGAGUCAGUACACUGGUCUUCCUCAUCUUCACUGUGUGUUUCGCUCCCAGUGGCAUCCUCCAUAUUGCCCACUAUGUGAGGCUGUCCACCAGUGGAGAGGACGGGAUGUAUAUUUACACCAGCGCUGCAGUGUGUCUGUGCUGUUUCCACAGCUGUCUGGACCCAUUCCUGUGUGUGCUCAUGUCCAGGACAACCGCCUCCAGACUACGCUUUGCUUCGCUCAGAAGGACACCUCAGAGACUUGCUGUUCCGGUGUAGAGACUCUGUGUGUGUGUGUGUGUGUGUGUGUGUGUGUGUGUGUGUGUGUGUGUGUGUGUGUGUGUGAAAGAAGGCCGAUUUAAAGCAAUGCUAUUCGAGUGAUAGACUGUUUAAAAAAAACUCUGCAGCAGCUGCUAAAAAAUAAUAAUUUACAAUUAAAAAACAAGGUGACCCUCAAAAGCCAGAUGGAGUUGGGUAAAUUAGACACGCAUUCGGUCUUUAUAUUACUGUAUAUCAUUCGGUCUUUAUAUUACUGUAUAUCAUUCGGUCUUUAUAUUACUGUGGUAUAGGUUAUGCUGCAGCAAACGCAGGCCUACCUGUCAGAACAAAAGACCAUAAUGAGAUGAUAGGUCUACAUGCAUUGUGUACUGCACUCCAUACUGAGAUGGGUCUGUCCCCACCCUAAGAGUUGAUUCAUCAUGCAGAGGUUGUAGUGAAGCCAGAUGUAGACAUUGCAUACAAUUUAACAGUUCCAUUUCAGACUAUGCUAUUCAUAUAAAUAUUUUAUUAUAAUUUACCGGUUUCUCGCAGUUAUUUAUCCUGGGAAAAGAGUGGUUUUGGGUGGGAAAUCCCGGUAAAUGGGUUCCUCCAUUCUUAUGACUGACUGCAUUUCACACUACUUCUGGAUUAUAAUUGGACUGUAAAGCUCGUAUGAAUGUCCUGCUUAAUAUAAUGUUCGUGACAUCAUCGCAAAAAAUGGCACUUUGGCUAGCUUUGGUACAGUCUGUCAAUCAGUGUUAAUAUUCUAGUUAAUAACCUCUACAGGAUCGGUAUCCCUAUACUGGGAUGGUUGUUGCUAACGUGUAAGCAACAGCCAACUUUCCAGGACAUACAGUGCCUUGCAAAAGUAUUCAUCCUCCUUGGUGUUUUUCCUAUUUUGUUGCAUUACAACCUGCAAUUUAAAUGGAUUUUUAUUUUUUUAUUGGG
This is a messenger RNA of Oncorhynchus mykiss (rainbow trout), 2206 nucleotides long. RefSeq names its product proteinase-activated receptor 3. Gene Ontology annotation, molecular function: thrombin-activated receptor activity. NCBI's taxonomy places the organism in Eukaryota, Metazoa, Chordata, Actinopteri, Salmoniformes, Salmonidae. Gene Ontology annotation, cellular component: plasma membrane. The record is from RefSeq and is a predicted model, not a curated record. Gene Ontology annotation, biological process: phospholipase C-activating G protein-coupled receptor signaling pathway; positive regulation of Rho protein signal transduction; blood coagulation.